Messenger RNA from Erigeron canadensis, 650 nucleotides. RefSeq lists its product as uncharacterized. The record is from RefSeq and is a predicted model, not a curated record. The transcript has 2 exons. Lineage: Eukaryota; Viridiplantae; Streptophyta; Magnoliopsida; Asterales; Asteraceae. Bases 104 to 406 code for a protein of 100 amino acids.
AAUUCUAAACACACACACUCUCUCUCUUUUUGUCAAAAUAGAUAUAGUCGUAUAGAUACACAGGGGAGAGCAGUCAUUGAACAAGCAAAUCAAAACAACAAAGAUGAACACCGACAUAACAGCAUCAGCUAAGCCUGAAUACCCAGUGAUAGAUCGCAACCCACCUUUCACUAAAACCGUCGCUAACUUCAACACUCUUGAUUACCUCCGUCUCACCACCAUCUCCGGCAUCUCCGUCACCGUCGGCUAUCUUUCCGGUAUAAAGCCAGGAAUCAGAGGUCCGUCAAUGGUCACCGGAGGUUUGAUCGGAGUUAUGGGUGGGUUUAUGUAUGCUUAUCAGAACUCUGCCGGACGUCUUAUGGGCUUUUUCCCUAAUGAUGGUGAAGUUGCUCGUUACAAAAAGUAAUUUUACUCACUUUUUUCUAUAAGCCCUAUUUUUUUCUUAUAUAAAAAAAUUAGGGUUUUGUUUUUUGUUUUAAUGAAAAAUGAAGCUAAGUUCGUGUUAACUGGAUGGUCAUUGUGUGAGCUCAUUAAUAAUUAAAAUUGUUGUUGCUAGUAGUUGAUUUCGGUUGUGAAAUGUAAAGAACUACUUGCAUAAUUGUUGCAUUAUUGCUUCAGAAUUUGGAAAUCUGGGAUCUAUGUUUCGCUAA